Messenger RNA from Pocillopora meandrina, 7533 nucleotides. The record is from the annotation of a GenBank genome assembly. Lineage: Eukaryota; Metazoa; Cnidaria; Anthozoa; Scleractinia; Pocilloporidae.
UUCACAGCUUCUCCUGUUCACCCCGUCAUUAAAAACAAAGAGAAGGAAAUAUUUCACAACUCUUCCAUAAAGUGGAAUUCUCCCGAUGCCAAUGGCUGCCCAGUGAGUAUGUUCUCAGUGUACUACAAAGCUAUCAAAUCACGAAAUAAAGAAAGCGUUUGGCAUCAUAUCAAUACAUCGUCGGAUGCAAAUGAGCUGAGCUGCAGUAGUCUCCCACUUGAAUGUGGCACAGAUUAUGAAUUCAAAGUGUCUGCAUCGAAUGACGUGGGAACAAGUAACUUCUCAGAGUCCUGGCGAGUGAAAUCCAUCACAGGUAUCGCAGUAGUAUUUCUCUAUCUAUAUUUUUCCUAAAACCAUGUAGAAAUUGUUGGCAAAAUUGGGAAUCCUUCUGUGAUAGAGGGCCAGACUGCUAACAUCUUGACUUCGUGGUCGAGACUUUGAGCGCGAUGCUCGACGAGUUCGCGUGAAAUUUACCAAAAGUAUUUGACCAGUCUCUUGGCCGAGAAGAAACGCCGCGUCAUACCAACCAAGUUUUUUCCACAAUUAUUUGACACUUAUUGCAUUGUAUAAAUUAAAAAACUAAGAAAAACAAAAAAAACAAUUACACAAGUAUGGCCUCGCACAAGUGGAAAGCACGAGUGAUCGUGAAAAACUUUACAGGAGUUGAUUGUCAGCUGAAACUAUAACUCCACUGAUGGUUAUCAGAUUCCACGAGUCUCAAUACACAAUGGGAUGUAUGGAGAACUCUGUGUUGUACCGAUUUAUUCUCUUCCUAAAGAUUCUUUUUCAUGAUCAUCAUUACGUUUCCUGACCCAUCCCUUGUAACUCACACUCGAGAUUUACUUACUCCCUUUAUUUGCUGGGUUAAUUUUUGUUUGUUUGUUUGUUUUUUUCCUAUAUUCAUUUCAAUUUUGUUUUCCUAAGGGUACCCAGCCAUUGUCAACAGGACUAACCAAGUGAAUGGAAGUGUUGUGGUUGUCCGUUGGAAGCCGUGUACUGCUUCUUUAUUCACUAUAUAUCACAGAGAAAUGCUUUCAGAGGACAAAAGUCAUUGGAAAGCAGUAAACGUGUCGAGGCAUGAAACAAGUUAUGAUCUCCAUCUUGGAUGCCAAAAGGAGCAUGAAAUAGCUGUAACAGCCUGGAACUCUACAGCAGAGACUCCACUUACAGAAAUAUUAAAGCACGGCGGAAUUUGGAGAAUGAAAACGUUUGGAGGUGAGAACACUGUGUAAUUUUCAGUAAAAAAAAAUUUCGCAAAAAAGAAAAGUUUGUCAAUAAAAUUUCAUAUCAACCAGUAUUUCAAAAGUUCAUUGGCUUCGUUUGAUUUCCUAGCUGGACGCCGACUUGUGACUGCUAUUCAGGUCAUACAUGUUUCUUUUGAGUACGUUUUGUUAAUCUAAAAUGUUUUGACCAUGAUUCCAAUCAUUUGUUGUUCGAACUUCAAACUCCAAAGCGUCGAAUUCGCCGUAGCCUCCUAGAAAACUUAUCAUUUUAGCAACAGUCACAGUUCACAUGCUAACUUAUGUUUACCAUUACUAUCACUGACGUGCUUCUGCUCCUCUCUAAGAGCCAGUCACGAAAUAUUCUAUUUUGUGACAAGUGGCUCAGAUGCACGAAACCCUCCGAGAUUCCGGCUUUGGUUAAACGAGAACUAACCACCGACGUGUUUUGUUGUAGAUCGUGGGAUUAUUUUCUCUUACUGGAAAUUUCAUACACGUGUGACAAUAAUGUUUUCUUAAUUCCUAUAUAUUAUGUAACAACUGAUUCCACACUGUUAAUUUGACGCGGAUGAGAUAAAGUUCCAACAGCGAUGAUUUAAUUCAGGGUCAAGAAAUUUUGGCACACUUACGCGAACUGACAAGAAUACCUCGCUUUCAGCAAAUGAAAGUCAGCGUAGGGGUCAGGUGCGGAUGCACAUUGCGUUUUAUGAAUGCUCCGUCAAAAAGCCUUUAUUGUCGUUAUUGCUUCAGAUAAACCGUCUCCUCCGAUUAUAAAAAGCAAAGAAGUUCAGAUGUCUGGAUGUGACGUGAACCUCAAGUGGGGUUCUACACAAGACAAUGGCUGUCCGCUGACCAUGUAUACAGUAUAUUACAGAGAAGUGCAAUCUUUGGGUGAAGAUGAGUACUGGAAUCACAUCAAUGUUACCAUGGACUCUACUUCAACGAGUCUCACGUCGCUCAAGUGUAACUCUGAGUACACUUUUAAAGUGACUGCUUGGAAUGAACUGGGAGAAAGUAAUACCUCAAAAGAAUGGCGUAUAAAAACUGCUCAGAUCACUGACAUUUCUCGCGGACGAACCCUCAGCAUUGCUGUAUUUGUAGGAUGUGGGCUAUUUAUUCUCUUAACUGUUGGAAUCCUUUACUUCAUGAUCAGACAAAGGAGAAAAAAGAGGAAAAUUCGAGGCCACAAAACAAGAAGGUUGGAAAACGUUUUAUUCUAGGAAAUGUGUUAGCUAACCCAAUCCCAAACUGUAAAAUGUUGUUAAUUAUUAUAUUCCAGAGAACUUCUGCUUCCGUGAGUGAAUGUGUUUCUCCCGUAUCAUCUUUACAUAUGUUAAUUAACAUGCAUUUGAUCAUAGAGCCCGCCCUCUAACAAACUAUCUAUCCCUCAAUGCUUCGUAUACGAGUAUGUGUGAAAUCUUGAUGAACAAAAGAGAAAAGACUCUUCAAUGCUCUAUUAGAUCGAUGUCAGACAUUGUCCCCUUGCUGUUAAAAGAGAUUCCCCCGGAACGUGUAACCAUUAUGGAAGAGCUGGGUCGCGGCGCCUUUGGUAAAGUACACAAAGGAAUCUUAAAAGAAAUGCCGAAGGUUGAAGUGUUUUUAAAGCCCAAAGAAGAAAGAGAGGAUCAUAUUAAAGAAGGAAGAGUUGUCGCCGUAAAACUCUUACAUGGUAAGGAAUUACUGCAUGAUAUAUUCGCUUUUUCGGUUAUGCGAGCCUUUUGAAUAAAUCACGAUGAAAAGGUUAGUGACUCAGAACUUCAUAGUUAUUGGAUCUAUUUUAUUCAAUCCUUUACUUGAGACAAGAAAACUGAAAGAAAGAAGAAAUUACCGAACGUUAUUCUAUCAAACACGUCAAGUACCGACCGUAAUCACUGAUGAAAUACACUUCCACAUGGCUAAUCACGAGAAACCAGUCUCUAAAAGUAUGACAGCUUUUUCUCUACACUUGCUGGGCUUUAUCCUCGUGGAUCUUUCGUGUUUAAACAUUCCACAGUUUGGUAACGUGUUUUCUUCAGAGGCUUUCGACUUCUGUGAUCGUCGUGACCGUUCAGACCAAAUUACACAGAAUGAUCCGUCCGUCAGUGACUUAAAUUCUACUUCCCAGCCGGUCAUUCGAAAAGGAAAUAUCUUGCCAAAAUCGUUGUAGGAGGUUCUACGAAAAUUGAGUCGAGCGUAUGAGUCGCCAGUUAUUACGAAAAAAAUUUACUGAUCAAAGUAGUGAAAUAUUUGUGAACAUGCAUCACUCUAUCGUCAUUUAGCGAACAUAAGCUUUAUUUAGUUAAAUCGAGGAAUUAAAUUCGCUGUAUUUUAUCAUAUUCCGCUUUCAGAAAGAGCUGGUGAGGAAGGGCAAGAGUUGUUUGUCAGAGAAAUUUCGUUUAUGCAGCGAGUUGGUACUCACAGGAAUGUACUAAGCAUGAUUGGUUACUGGGACAGAUCAGAGCCAAUCAUGCUAAUCCUGGAAUAUGUUCCAAAUGGAGAUCUUCUGCAGUGGCUGAGGAACAAAAGGCAACAGGUAAAAAUAUUUUGUACCUUAAAAACCAGGAUACACUGGAGAGGCCACUGAUCCAUCGCUAAGCACAAAUACCGUCUGAAAAAAGUAGGAAAGGUGACCUAAUUCGUAAGUCUACUUGAGGUACCAAGUACAAAUACCACCUAGGUUGUGAGGGGAUGUUGAUGAUACAUUUAACUUUUUUUUUUCCGUUAACAGAGUUUCCAAAACGCUGUUACAAUUCCCUAUCUCUGAAUUUAGAUGGGUCUAACAUUUCAAAAUUGUUCGACAUAUUUUGUCAACUGUUUUGUUCUCGAUAAGUGGAAUUGUUCCAACGUCAUCUUUCAUUGAUUUCAGGUAAAAUCUAAAAACGGCAUUGAUGGCGUUAUUUUUGAAUCUGUGGACGAUUUAUCAGACAGUAGUGCGAGUUCAAAUGGAGCUGCCUCAACUGGUAAGUCAGAGGACGAAGGCUUUCACGAUAGUAGAGAGAAACUCACGACUGUGCAGGAAUUCAAAGAAGUCUCCGAAAAACAAGACUUCAGCGUCACGUCGGACAUUUUAAUUAGUCUGGUAGAACAGCCAUUUACAGACGAGAAAAGGAAUGACACUGAAGAACUUGGCAUAAAAAUUUCCCAAACUGAUUUUCCAUCUGGCCUCGAAGGAGGGAAAAACUCACAGAGCCAACAGUCCAAUGAACUGAGUUACAUGGAUGUGACUUUGCCCACUGUAAGUGCAAACACUGCAUUGCCCUUUGUAAGUGCAAGCACCAGUUUGGAAGAUUUUAACGCUGAUUUUCGACCCAGUAGUGGAAGCGGAGACGAUUUGAACAUCAAGAAGGCAGAGAAUGAAAACGGAAAUGAAGAUAAAGGGAGAGAGGGAGUGAAAUCAUCGAUUGAUAAAGAGGGAACUAUCGGCAUUUCAUUUAAAAGUGCCCGUUCCUUACCGCAGCCCCAGGAGAACAUGGAGCGACAACUAGAAACAAGUGAAACUGGUGAGAAGGCAGUUGACUUCACCGUAGAAGAUGUACUUUGUUUUGCAUGGCAGAUAGCAGAAGGAAUGGUAGGUGAUUGAACUAAAUGAAAUAAAUGUUACGAUCAGACACUUUCCAGGAGUGUAGGAAUAAUCGUGCUUCCCUAUUACCCCACCUUCGAGGAAAAGUUCUUUGCUAUAAACUGGGGCAAAAUCAAUGAAAUGGGGUGAGAAAUUUAGAUAAACGUUUGAUUCUUGAUACACAAACAAUUCUAUUCUAAACAUUGGAAAUAACGUUAAAACCGGAAGCUCUCAUAUCGCAAAGUCAUCAAAAAACUAAUUAAACAUGCCGUCGUAACUAUCUAUUUACUUUGUUCAGCAAUUUUAACUGAUACAACCGGUUUAAAUCAGACAGCAAGAACUGAGCUACCAUGGGUUUACUGAUGUUCUCCUUUUCCACAAUGGGAAACCAUAAAAGAAAGGAAAGGAUAGAUGGCACAUGGUUUGUAAGGACUUCAUUUUUCUUGGUUUCUUCUAUGAAUAGGAGUACUUAGCUGGUAAGGGAUUUGUUCACCGUGACCUGGCAGCACGUAACAUCCUUAUUGGUGAAGACAGAGCUGUAAAGAUUGCUGACUUUGGCCUGUUACGUCACACGUAUGGGGAUAUUUAUGAAAUAAAGAACACGAGGAAACUUCCAAUCAAAUGGAUGGCACCUGAGUCACUAAACAGUGGCGCAUACACUUCUAAAAGUGACGUGUGAGUAUUUAAAGUUUAUAGAGCACUUAUAGGGGGGAGGGGGGUUCUCUCGACGUACAUCUUUCACGUUUUAUUCUGAGCUCAAUAUUUGUAAAUGUAAGCAGUAACUAGCUCUCACAUGUAAAUGCAUGUUCCUUACCAGAGCAUCCUUCCCACUGGACUUAUCAACCACAGGGUAGUCAAAUUCAGGGACAUGAUCGUCUGCAUAUUCUGUUCAAGCAUCCUACAACUAGAUUAUUAAUUGACGGUAUACCUUAGUAUUAUUAACUGAGUUGAUAACAUAAAAUUUACCACCGUAAAUAAUUGAAAAGCUGACGUUUGGAGUAUUAGCCAUUCGACUAUCCCUCUCGACGAAGGGCUAACUCUCGAAACGUCAGCUUUAAAACUCUCGACGGUUGUCAAUUUACGUUAUCAACUCAGCUGAUAAUACUUAGUCACCCUGUUAUACUCUCCGACCCCAGCACCACAGUUUUUUCAGAAACUUACCCCUUUAGUAAUUGACUGUAUCUGUCAUCAGGCUUGCAAAGUAAUUAUUUAUUUAAUUAUUUUCGUUCCCUUUUUUCGGUAGUUGGUCUUUUGGUGUACUUCUUUGGGAAUUGUGCACAAUGGGUGAGUAACAACACCUGAUGUAUCACAGCAAAAGUAUCCAACCUCUUUUGUCACAAUAAAUACCCCGAGAGAAACCCUUACCUUUAACGCUUGUCUUUCAGUUAUAGGUUCGUUUCAGCUGCCUAACUAAAUUUUGCUAUUUGUGCUGGACUAUUUUUACUUCUGCUCAAGAAGUGUUCAUUACUGCGAAGAUUGCUUUCAUAAUCACGUCUUUAUCCGCAGUUCAAAUAUAUGACUUUCACAUAUUCUCAGUCGUUUAUGCUGGACUGUGUUAUAAAUAAAUGUGAGAGAGAGGGGAGGGAUGGCAAAAAACAAUGAUUCAAUCAACAACCUCCGAGCCUGAGAGGCGUUGGAUUGUUGAUUUGAAUCAAAGAGAAAUGGACCCACCAUUGGGGAAAAAGAGGCUAGAAGCGACCUGGCCGCUGAGAAAUAUGUCACGUGGUGUUUGACAUCUGUAUUUUCUCAAACCUUUUAUUAACGAGGGGUCUAAGACUUAUCGAAGUUGUUAUGAAAACAAUUUUUCUAAUAACUUUUUUCCUUCUUCUGACUUAACCUGCAUCCAAGGUGGCAUCCCCUACCCUGGAAUAAGCAACAGAGAGUUGUUAAAACUUCUUAAGUCAGGAUAUCGAAUGGAAAAACCAGCCAUUUGCUCUGAUGAGCUGUAAGUUUAACAGAUAAUAUUCAAUUGUUUCAUGCAAUUAACGUUAAUUUAACACCAACUAAAUCUUGUCGGCUGAAGUUUUGCUUUUUGUCUAUUUGACUGAGCGAAUCUCUUUUGAAGUUAUAGGUAAGGUCUCGCGGAGAUAUGCAGUUUAGCAUCAAUGAUUAUAGUAAUCUAGAUAAUUCCAUUUAAGUGAAUAAUUAAAAAAAAGGCUGACAAAUGUGACAGACGAAUGAGAUCAAUGCUAGAAAAGAUAAUGUACCAGUAUGAGAAACUCUACAAGGAAACAAGUGCUUCAAGAAAACAUUGAUUUCAGGGAUAGUUAUUUCAGUGAAUCACAUUGUAUACCUAUCAAGCUAACCAUAAAAGAAAAAAAUAAGUACCAAGUCUUUUUUUCAAUAACAUUUUGUCAUUGAAGCAUCGAGGUGGCCAAAAUAUUGAACAAGAUAUGGUUUUCAAUAAAAUUAUUGAGCAUAUUUGGUGAGGACGCCUUUAAAUUGUAAUUUGUUUGAAAGCCCGAGGCGAACUUUAUCAUGUCUGCAUUCUCUUUCCUGUGCUUUAGUCCUCAGUGUGUGAAUCAACAGUAAAUAUUGAAGACCAUAGCUUCCACAUAGCGCCAAUGUCCCUAUUGACACCAGAAUACUUUAUAUCUUAUCAGAUACGAGUUGAUGUUAGGCUGUUGGAGGGUAGACCCAGAGGAGAGACCAUCAUUUCAACAGCUGAUAACAAGAAUGGAAGAAAUGAUGACGAGGGACACUCCUUACUUUGAUCUGAAUGAAGACUAUGAAAGCGUUGCCUCUAACAAUGAGACGACAUCCGAAACUGACUAA